Molecule: messenger RNA, 261 nt
Organism: Guillardia theta CCMP2712
Lineage: Eukaryota; Cryptophyceae; Pyrenomonadales; Geminigeraceae
Exons: 2
Coding region: 1-261 (86 amino acids)
Source: RefSeq, a predicted model, not a curated record
AUGCUGGGAGCAGCAGGAGCUUCUGAUCUAGUGGCGCUCAGCAUCGACCAUCCAAGGGAGAUGCUCCAUGGUAUCGAACAGAGGGAAGCGAUACAUGCCCAGAUGCAGGAGGUACAUCGCAACAACCUGUUGAGAGGGGCGUCUUCCGCCAACUCCGCCAGUAGGAUCGACCCCAACCGCAAGGGCAGGAAGUUCUCCGGCGACGUGCUGGUCAACGGGAGAGCACAAGGGAGGAGCGGAGGAUGCGGGCGGAGAACGUGA